Messenger RNA from Pogonomyrmex barbatus (red harvester ant), 1357 nucleotides. RefSeq lists its product as uncharacterized. Lineage: Eukaryota; Metazoa; Arthropoda; Insecta; Hymenoptera; Formicidae. Gene Ontology annotation, molecular function: DNA-binding transcription factor activity, RNA polymerase II-specific; RNA polymerase II transcription regulatory region sequence-specific DNA binding. The record is from RefSeq and is a predicted model, not a curated record. Gene Ontology annotation, biological process: regulation of transcription by RNA polymerase II.
ACGCCUUCGUUUUCGAGCGUGAUCUCGCGAUCGGACAACCUCGAUCUACUACGCGUUGUAACAUCGCUGUAACUGUCCGACGUGAAAAUUAUGGACUCCAAAGUUACAUCGUUGCAUCUGCGCUCAACGCAGGAACAUUGAGAUCUGUGACGGACGUGUAUCGAUCCGUUAAGUUUAGAAGUGAAUAGAGAAACUUUUGCCAAGUUUGCUUUAUAAGAUAAAAGUUGGUCCAGCGGAAGUUGGUGAGAAAGCGUGAGCGAAAGUGGGGUAGGAGGAGGAUACUAGUCGAGAUUUUCUAUCUCGCGAAGUCGACAAACACACGAUGCUCACGUCAACGCGGCUGAUAUAAACAAGGGGAGGGUAGAGGAUUUGUUAAAAAAAUUGAAGACCCUACGGGAAAGAUCGAGAACUUGGUGGCAAUGAUAUUGAUCCUCAUGCCCACGUGAGGGGUAAGUGCGCAGGAAGAGUGCGAGAGGAAAAAUGUUGGGGCCGACGGACGCGGGGCAAGGCGCGAACAACGGCGUGAUAGUGCCGCAGCUCGCGAAUUCGCACGCUCCGCAGGAUUUCACGGUCUCACGCCUGCUGUCCACGCCGACGCACUCCUUAGAUUGUAACGAGACUUCCUCCGCUGCUGGGAACAGGAGACCCAGGAGAAGCAGAACAACCUUCUCGGCGCAACAGUUGGCCGCGUUGGAAAGGGUCUUCGAAAAGACGCACUAUCCAGACGCUUUCGUCCGUGAGGAACUGGCGACCAGGGUAUCCUUGUCGGAAGCCAGAGUGCAGGUGUGGUUCCAGAACAGACGGGCAAAGUUCAGGCGGAACGAACGGAGCUCGGCGAUGAACCGGGGUGUCUCCACAGGCAGGGAAAUGGAAGCCGCGCUACCGCUACGUCCCAUCCGAGUGUCACAUCCCCCGCAGCAUCCGGCGGAAAGCAACGCGGAAUCGUCGCAGGGCGCAGCUGCUACCACCCAGGUGACGGCGCAAUAUUCUUACGGUGAUUAUUGGCGAACGACGCCGCAGCAUUACGCAGUGCAAACCGCGACUGCCGGUUGUCACGGUUUCGCCGCGAACGGCGGCCUGACGAACGUGGGUCUGCCGUCAUAUCAUCAUCAUCAAGCUGACAUCCAUCACGGCACCCUCGACGGAACCGCCGUGAACGGCCUGAGCGCCCUGAGACUGCGAGCGCAUCCCUACGGCUCGACGUAUCCAGCGAUGCACGCGAGUAUGUGACAAUGUCCCUAAAAAUCAGAUUUUCCAAAUGCGACGAAUAUAAUACUCUAGAUUUUAGAUCUGUGAAAAUCUAAUUUAGAUCAAAGGGAUUCAGACUUCUAAGAAACGAGAUCGGACUUACUCUUAA